UUACGUCAGUUGUUUGUGUUCUUCCUGAGAGAGCUAACUAGCUCAGAAGCUGAUGAUACAAAAAAAAACGACGGAUUAAAUCAUAUAAAUAACAAACUUUAAACAAAUGACAACGCCAUUAAUAGAUUUAAGACAUCAACUCGUUACAUGUCUCAUCUAAAGCGUUACAUCUGGUUGUGUUUACUUUAAAUCCCGUUGUGUUUACAAGUUGUGAGAGCCGUUGGUGUUGAUCGACAGCAGAAACAAUGAUGGCGUCCAGUUACACCGCAAAAGAGGAGGACGGUCACAUCACGGUGUCCGGACCCGGGACUCUGAGGAGCAGGAAGCCGGAGAACACGGCCUUUAAGCAGCAGAGACUCCCGGCCUGGCAGCCCAUCCUCACCGCGGGCACCGUGCUGCCUGCCUUCUUCAUUAUCGGACUGCUCUUCAUCCCCAUCGGCAUCGGACUCUUCGUCACCUCUAACAACAUCAAGGAGUUCGAGAUUGAUUACACAGGAGUAGAUGCUUCCAGUCCGUGCUUCAACUGCUCCCAGAGCUUCAGCUGGAACAGCAGCCAGCCGUGCACCUGCUCCAUCCCCUUCUACCUGGAGCAGCCGUACGAGAGCAACGUCUACGUGUAUUACGGCCUCUCCAACUUCUACCAGAAUCACCGUCGCUACGUCAAGUCCAGAGACGACAGCCAGCUGAACGGAGACCCCAAAUCUCUGAUGGAACCCAGUAAGGAGUGUGAGCCGUACGCUUUCCACGAGAAAAAACCCAUCGCUCCGUGUGGAGCCAUCGCCAACAGCAUGUUCAACGACACGUUGGAGCUGUUUUACAACGACCCCAACGGCACAAAGGUCCAGAUCCUCCUGAACACCACGGGCAUCGCCUGGUGGACGGACAAACACGUGAAGUUUGGAAACCCCGGAGGAAACAGCCCUAACCUCACCGCCGCUUUCCAAGGAACAACGAAGCCGAUAAACUGGCGUCGGCCGGUCUUCGAUCUGGACGCCGACGAGGGGAACAACGGCUUCAUCAACGAGGACUUCAUCGUGUGGAUGAGGACGGCCGCGCUGCCCACGUUCAGGAAACUUUACCGCAUCAUCAACAAGAAGAGCGGCAUGGUGCCCACGCUGCCCCGAGGGAACUACUCUCUGGAGGUCGUCUACAAUUAUCCCGUGCGCAGCUUCGAGGGCAGGAAGCGGAUGAUUCUGAGCACCAUUUCCUGGAUGGGGGGGAAAAACCCCUUUUUGGGCAUCGCCUACAUCACCGUGGGCUCCGUGUGCUUCUUCCUGGGCGUCGUGCUGCUGCUCAUCCACCACAAGUGUGGAAACAGAAACAACAACGCUGACAUUUCCAACUGAGCUGCUCACCUGUCCGGGUGCAGUUAAAGCGAGCUGGAGUGUAGUCCUGUUGCAUGCUGGGAAACUGAGUUCUUCAUGUGAUCACUGAGCUGUCCUCGCGGUUCUUCUUUGUGCCUCGUCUCGUCUGUGAAGCCUUCCCUUUCAAACUAAAAAAAUCAUGCUUUUUAAAAAAGUGUCGCGCACGUCAGGGGGAACACAACAUGACGCUAACAUGAAUAUUUGUUUGUAUUUAUUUAUAAGAGAUGCUUGCAUUGUGAAGCCUGUUAUUUCCACGCCACACCUCAGGGGGGGGGGGUUGAGUCUAAAAAGCUGUUGUUCUGGAUUGUAUGAACUGCACAAAGCAAGUGUGUAAAUCCAAUGCAGAGACAUGCACGUCGUGGCUUUAUUCAUCCUGCUUUACAUGUGAUAUUAACACAGAAACAGCAUGAGAGCCGUGACGCACUGCAUGUGUUGUAUGUUACAUUACAUGUUGUUAGACGUUCGCACAGUAUGUUUACGUGUUGUACAUUUAAAGUAACUUUAAUGCACAUAAGUACCUCUUCCACCUGAAUCCUGCCAUGUUCCUCACAAGCUGAGAAUAAUCAAAUAGACGCUGCAUGUUGAAAAUGUGCCGAGUUAAAAUGUGUUUUUUAUUUAGGUUUUAAUACGUUUCAUCCACACGUUGAUUUGAUAUUUCUUUUGAUACUCCAUUGGUGUUGUGUUGUUGCUUUAAAAUAAUAAAAAGGUCAAUUUAAUUGUU
Notothenia coriiceps (black rockcod) is the source of this 2085-nucleotide messenger RNA. Its product is annotated as cell cycle control protein 50A-like. Gene Ontology annotation, cellular component: plasma membrane; Golgi apparatus; endoplasmic reticulum. NCBI's taxonomy places the organism in Eukaryota, Metazoa, Chordata, Actinopteri, Perciformes, Nototheniidae. The transcript is spliced from 8 exons. The record is from RefSeq and is a predicted model, not a curated record. Bases 246 to 1346 code for a protein of 366 amino acids. Gene Ontology annotation, biological process: phospholipid translocation.